UGUACGGAGGCCGCGCGUUGAAAAAUGUUGCAAUUGUAUUAAUUUAUCGUCGGUUAAAUUAAAGAUAAGUCGUCAAGACGUGAACGUGAUUCAGUUACUGAUCUCGUGACACGCUUAAUGUUUAUCACUUGUCUUGUUAUCACACUUGUCUACACGUGGCUUUUUCAUAUUGAAAAUAAUAUAAGCAGUAGUGUAGUUUGGACUUUAAAAGGAUUGCGUACAUAUUUGGGAGGCGAGUGUAUAGAGAAUCAAGAUCUUAAUAAAAUUAAGUGAAAGAGAAAUUAUAAAAAAAAAAAAAUAUAAGUAACCACAAAAUUAAAGAAUAAGUGUUUGCAGAAAAAAAAAUCAAAUCAAUCAAUAAAUUUAAAAAGUACUCAAGCCAUUUCUUGGUUUUAUUGAAAAUAAACAAAGAGAAGGUAUAGAACAUAAGAGAUCAAAGAGAGUGUAAAAAUCAAAUCUCGAGGGUUGACUUUAAAAUCAUCACAUAACGAUAUGGAGUUUGUAAGAGAGGAAUGAUAGGAUGCAAGAGGGUAGCACCGCCGUGGCGCUAGCAAUGGUGACUCCUGGUUACGAUCAGGACCCUGCAAGUGGGGUUGCCGAUUAUACAACGCACCAAGAUCAAGCUCAAUUUGAAGCUGAUAAAAGAGCUGUAUAUAAACAUCCUUUAUUCCCACUACUGGCGUUACUUUUCGAAAGAUGCGAACAAGCAACACAGAGUUCGGACAACUCAACGUCCGAAAGUUUCAACAUGGACAUACAGGCUUUUGUCCAGCACCAAGAAAGAGACCGAAAGCCUUUUUUAAUCAAUGACCCAGAGAUUGACGGUUUGAUGAUCAAAGCCAUCCAGGUCUUGCGGAUUCAUCUGUUAGAAUUGGAAAAGGUUCAAGAAUUGUGCAAGGACUUUUGCAACAGGUAUAUUGGUUGUCUCAAGAGCAAAAUGCAAAGCGAGAAUUUAUUACGAAGCGAUUACAGUCAUCACGGACACGACAUCGGUCCAUCAAGUGGCAGCAACGGCAGCAGUCCACUGCAGGUGCUGUCAUCUACAGGCAAUGAUGUUGAGCCGGGAACUAACGGACUCGGAGUGAGCAGAGGAGACAUGCUGUCGGAGAACGGCAGCACGAGCCAGGAAAUCGUCCAGGUCGAGGGCACCAUCGAGAGGCCUUCAUCCGCCCGAUCUUCAUCCGUUGCUCAACGUUCUAUCAGAUCUGACAGUCAGGACCAGGAUGAUCCACUGUCACCCUCUACCGUACAUGGUAGUACACCUCUCUCUCAAAUUGGAGCACAUCCUUGCGCUUCUGUUAACGAUAUUUAUCUUGGUCAAGAUAUCCUUCCAGAUCCUUUGACAGAUCCACUUGCGCAUCCUUUAAUUGACAAAGAUGUAUAUCUUAAUGAUCGAAUGUAUGUCGAAGAAGUUGGGUAUUGGGGACUUUUACCAAUGCAAGAUCGUGAAAAUGGAUACGGAGAUAUAAAACAUUCAAAUCAUAAAAAAUAUUUCGAUAUUACCGUUCCAGGAUCGCCUUCUUCUGUGCCAAGUGACGAUGAAGAUGAGGGAUGUGGAUCUACACCCUCAAAUCAUACUGGUGGUAGUGGAAGUAAUCGAAAGGGUAGACAAAAACGUGGCGUACUGCCUAAACAAGCCACUAGCAUCAUGCGUGCUUGGCUAUUUCAACAUUUAGUCCAUCCGUAUCCUACGGAAGAUGAAAAACGUCAAAUAGCAAGUCAAACAAAUUUAACGUUACUUCAAGUGAAUAAUUGGUUCAUAAACGCGCGACGACGAAUUCUCCAACCAAUGUUAGAUGGAGCAGGUGCUGAAGCUCUUCCACGUUCUGGUAAACGGCACAAAGUUAUGAAACAUGUUGUACAACCGCAACACCAGCUACAGCAACAGCAGCAGCAACAGCAACUGGGUGGUUGGCAAUCAGAGGAUUCGGGAAGUGACUCAGGUUCUAGCGAUGGUGAUGGAGGUGCCGAUAGAUUUAAAGACGGCAAUGAUACCGAUGAGGAUGAUCUUCACUGACCUCCGUCUUUAAUAAAUAUGUCGUCAACCUCUCUAUGGUACCUUCGAACCAAGUUGCUCACUACAGUAUUAAGGUAUUCGAGGUUAGAUAACGCUUUAACUAUCAAAUACGUAAUUAAUCACGUAAAUAUCAGAGAUACGUCGCUAGAAAUUAUCACGCUCUUGUACCGGCUAUUAUUAAUAAUAAUAAUAAUAAUAAUCUCUUUCAUCAAUCAAUUUAUUUAUUCAAUUAACUCAUAUGAUAUUUAUAAUAAUUAUUUAGAUUAAAUAUAAUUUUUAUAAUAAUAAAUACUUUAGUUUAAAAAAAAACAAUAGCCGGAUUGUUUUUAUUAUUAAAGAUCAAUUAAUCAAUUGAUAAAAUUAAUAAUAAAAUAAAUUUUUUUAAAUUUAAAUAAUGUGCCAUCGUCAGAGAGCGUGAUAACUUUCACGCGUAGUCUGAUCAGCUCUGCAUCGUCGUGACUUAGCAAAGUGCUGUCCCUCCAAGAUAAUAAUAAUAAUAAUAAUAUUAAUAUAACACUUCUUAAAUAAAAAUAUAUUACAAUUAUAUUUUUAAACUCUAAGGUUCGUCUCUGUGCAUGUACCGCAAUCAAUAAGCCUCGGUACUGCUGUACAUAUACCAUACUGAGCAGUUAUUAAAAUUAUAAAUUACUUAAUAAUGAUAAAUUUUUAAGAUAUAAAAUAAUGGUAAUGAAAUUUUAAAUAAUUGCAUAAACGUUAUAUUGAUAAAAUAAUACUUUUUUCUUGUAAUUCUUAUAACAUUUUUGACAUGACAUACGCACACGCCACUUGUAGUUUAUAAGAAUUAAUUGUCUAAAUAUCUUCAUUAAAUAUUAUGAUAAUAAUCCAUUAUCAUUAAAAUAACUUAUAUAUUGUACAUUUUAAAACAGAACGAAGACACUUGAGUAAUUUAAUUCACUAACGCUUCCACAUUAAUUAUUUAUAUUUAUUUUGUCUUCGCAUAAUAGUUCCGUCCAUUGCGGCUUAACUUCCACUACUCCUCAAUUUCAAUAUUUUUUAUUUUAAUUUAUUAUUAUUAUAUUUAUUAUAUACUUCUAAAUCCGAACGUUCAUUAAAACAAAUAUUUUAAAAAUUAUCUUUCAGUUACGCGCUAUUUUUUUUUUAAUGAAAUUAUUAUUUUUUUUUAUUCACUAAAAAACUUAAAUAUUAUUUAAAAUGUUCUUAGCAAUGUAUAAUAAUAACAAUAAUGACAAUUGCUCGUUUUAAAUAUUAUUUAAUAAAUAACAUUAAAGAACGUUCGAGAGCAAAUUAUGUAAAUCUCUAUGUAAUUAUAUCUUCCAAAAUGUAUUAAUUAGUAAUGUACGUGCAAUACUUUUAUUUCCUAUCUAAAAAAAAAAAAAAAAUAAAUGCCACCCGGCUGUAAAAUAUUAAUUUAAAAAAAAUAGUAUUGCCGAUAAGAGACAGCUGAUUGUGCAAAUGCACAUAAUAUCGAAUACAAUUAAAAAAAAAUUGUAUGACAACGAAUUGAUCUAAAAUAAAUGAUCUCGUCUAUUUAAAAAUAUACCUGUGGCGUGUAUGUACGUGCUCAAAUUAAAUUUUAAAUUUAAUGACGAAUGUUUGAUAUAAAAAAAAAAAUAUAGUUUUUAAGGCUGAAUCACGUAUACGUAUGUGCUGCGGCACCAGACGACUGUGAUAACUCGGUGGGCGGUGCCCGGCCUCCUAAUUCUUACUACUUAAUUCACGAUCAAAAUACCCCAAUAAAAUAAAUUUACGUUGAUGAAUGCACAGCGUUGACUGAUGAUGAUAAUGUGAAAAACUGUUGUUACAAAAAAAAAAUUGUAUCCAUUAGCGUACUUAUAAAAAAAAAAAAAUUUACAUUUUUUAAAUUUGAAAAACUGAAAAAGAAAACAAAUUUAAUUUAAUAAAAUAAAACAAUAAACAAUGUGAGAUAAUAAAAUAUAAAAGUGUAUUAUCUUAGCAUAAACUUGUCAAAUGUAAACGGGUGCGUAAAUUAUUAUUGUCAUAAAUUUAUGCAAGGAAGUUCAAUUGUAAUAAUCAAAGUAGGAGUGAUCAUUUAUUCGCUCAAUUAAUAAUUUUAUUCUUAUCACAAUUGUUCAUUUUAUUUUUCUUUUGUUUUUACAUAGACGAAUUAUUAUUAUAAAUAUAUGACUCAUUUGUAUUGCGUUUACUUAAUUAUUGUUUAUCUAUAGUUACAUUGUUUUGUUAUCAAAAUGAGGUCAUGUGAUUGGAAAAAAAAAUAUAUUUUUUAUUAUUCCAGUUGAAUUGAAACAAUUUUGAAAUUUAAGUAUUUAGAUCUUUCUACUUUGAUUUAAAAAAAAAAAAAAAAAAAAAAAAAAAAAAAUAGAAAUAAGUUAUUAAAAAUAAUACAUAGCUAUGAUACAUGCAUUGCGUAUAUUGAAAUAAAUUAAUUUUAAAAAAUAUGCGUGAGUGAAUUGAAUAGUUAUGUUUUGUGUACAUCAAAAGCCCUGUUAAUUAAGAUUAUUAAUAAUAAAUGCCAUAAAGCUUGCAAUAA
Messenger RNA from Microplitis mediator, 4508 nucleotides. RefSeq names its product homeobox protein PKNOX2-like. The coding region runs from base 521 to 2017 and encodes 498 amino acids. Gene Ontology annotation, biological process: regulation of transcription by RNA polymerase II. NCBI's taxonomy places the organism in Eukaryota, Metazoa, Arthropoda, Insecta, Hymenoptera, Braconidae. The transcript is spliced from 7 exons. Gene Ontology annotation, molecular function: DNA-binding transcription factor activity, RNA polymerase II-specific; RNA polymerase II cis-regulatory region sequence-specific DNA binding. The record is from RefSeq and is a predicted model, not a curated record.